AUGAACCGUGCAACCGUGUUUUUUGUUCUAGUCAGCUUAAGCAUAACGUGGGGGGAGAUGGGGACGUGUGGGAACUGUGCGAAAGGGGACCUAAGUAUCACUGAACUGACGGAGGCGAGGAUCCAGUUCAUCAAGCAACAGAUUCUCAAGAAACUGAGGCUAAGUAAGAAGCCAGCUGUGGCUGUGCCGGUGAAUAGUCUGCCGAUGCCGGUUGCCCAGGGCCAGACGUUAAGUCAUGGUACUGAUAAACCACCAGAAUUUGAUGAUUAUUAUGGCAGAACUGAGCAGAAGAUUAUAUUUCCAGUUGAAGGGGAGUGUCUUACUUCCGGCCGAUAUCCGUUCACCUGCUUACAAUUCGAACUUCCGCCGGACGUGGAACCAGAAGAAGUGACUGUUGUUGAACUAUGGUUUUAUAAGGAGCGAGACCCCUUCGACGAAUACAACCAGACUUUUGUAAUAUCGGAGGCAGCCCAUUGGGAUAGCCAACAGCAAUUCAAAAAGACCAAACCAAUCGCCAUCAAGGAGACGGAUAUUGGUGAGGGCUGGGUGCGUGUGGAACUGGCGUGGGCAGUCAGGGUCUGGUUGGAGGGCAGAGAGAGGCUCCAUACAUUGCAUGUUGCGUGCAGAACUUGUCAGUUGCGCCGAGCACCACUCUCCUUUCACGAGAAACAUCGCCCAUUCUUAGUUCUAUACACUAAAUACGCUGGUAAGCGUCGCCAGGGGCGCGCACUAGAGUGUGGGUCUAAUACCAGUGAGUGUUGCCGGGAGCCCCUAUACGUCAGCUUCCGGGAACUGGGUUGGGAUGAUUGGAUCAUACGUCCAGCAGGAUACCACGCUUACUUCUGCAAAGGCUCGUGUUUACCAAUUUCUGCUGUAACUAAAGCGGAUAGUUAUCAUCAUAAUAUUAUUAGGAAAUACUUCUAUUCAGUAUCGAACGAUAAAAGGGCAGAGUUCAAGCCGUGCUGUGCCCCAACAACGUUUAGUUCGUUACAAUUACUCUACAUGGAUUCCAAUAACACUGUGACACAAAAGACGCUUCCUAAUAUGGUGGUAGAAUCUUGUGGGUGUAUGUGA
Molecule: messenger RNA, 1074 nt
Organism: Pieris macdunnoughi
Lineage: Eukaryota; Metazoa; Arthropoda; Insecta; Lepidoptera; Pieridae
Source: the annotation of a GenBank genome assembly